AUGAGAGGGGCCGGGGCAGGAUGGCAGGAGCUACAGCUGUCCCUGUACCGGCUGAAGGAGCCUCUGAGCUCGCCUGUAACGUCCACGGAUGAAACAAGGGGCUUAGAUUUUGGGGUCUUCGUGCCGCAGAGAUACAGCUGUACCACCAGAGGAGGAGGAUGGGGUGCAAGUAACCAGAGAUACACGAACGUUAUCCAACCCUCUGCAUUUAAGUCCAAUACAUGGGGUGGCAGCAAAGAUCUUGGAAGAGGACUUUUUGGAUCAUCUGAUUUUGGAUCAGUGGGCAGUGGCAGUAGAAAUGCAGACUUUUCACAGAACAGAUUCUCUGCGUUAAUGACCGGCCAAAAUAUUGAUGAUGGCUAUAAAGACGAAGAGGAGAAACUUCUUGAAGGCAUAGUGAGAGACAUGGAAAUUUGGGAAUCUUCAGGACAGUGGAUGUUUUCAUGUUACUCACCUAUGAAGGAAAAGCCUAAUAUCUCAGGUUUUCCAGAUUUCUCACCAGAAGAGCUGCAUCUGGAGUAUUAUAACAGCAGAGCAAAUAAUAAUAAUCAGAACUAUAUAAAUUCUGUCCAACAAUUAGUGGCACAGUGGAAAAACAGACUGCUUGAGCUAAAAACUUUAAAUGCAUCAACAAGAACAGCACUGCUAUCUGAUUUGAAGAAUGCGGUCAGUCAACCACUGCCUUCGUUUGGAUUUGGAGGACAGCAAACAUCAAACUUUGGGUUGUCGAGCUUUCCUGUGAACAGCAGCAGUACCAGUGCUAGCAAUUUCUCCUUCAAAACAAGUUCCAGUCUUGUCAGUGCCUCAUCCGGGAGCACCCCUGCUUUUGGGAGCCGUGAUCCUCCUGCGUUUGGGGGGGCGUCCUCCCCGAGUGCCGCCCGUUUUGUUGGGUUUGGGGCUCAGCCAGCUCCAUCUGCAGCCAGUUUCUCAUUUAAAACUUCGGAAACGAUCAGCGGUUUGGGAACUUCCGGGUUUUCGGGGUUUGGCAAUGCCCCUGCUGUGAACUCUGCCAGCAGCACCCCGCUUCCAGCCUUCGGAGCCGUUAACGCGGCAGGAGCCGCGUCCCCUUCGCGUCCGGGCGCUGCUUUAUUCGGACAGGCCCCCAGCGCUCCUGCCCCCGGGGCUGCAGCAGCGCCGGCCCCGGGCGCCAGCAGCGGCACCUCCGAAAGGCUGUUCACACCAAAGGUGGAGCUGUCCGCUGAGGAGCUGAAACAAUUCGAAGCAAAGAAGUUCACAAUGGGAAAGAUUCCGCUCAAGCCACCACCACUAGAACUUUUAAAUGUUUAGGGUUUGUAUAUUUAUUCUGA
This is a messenger RNA of Tinamus guttatus (white-throated tinamou), 1307 nucleotides long. The record is from RefSeq and is a predicted model, not a curated record. NCBI's taxonomy places the organism in Eukaryota, Metazoa, Chordata, Aves, Tinamiformes, Tinamidae.